AAUAACAUUUAACCUGCGCUACAGAAGUGGGAUUGCAUUUCACUAUAAUCCUCGUUUUGAUGAGAAACUGGUUGUGCGCAACACCAAUCAGAUGGAGCAGUGGGGUACGGAGGAACGGUCCGGUGGCUUGCCCUUUCAAAGAGGACAACCUUUUCAGGUCACCAUCUCCUGCAAUCCCCAUCAUUACAAUGUGUUUGUCAAUGGCCAACAAGCACACACUUACAAACAUCGCUACACAAAGCUGAACGACAUUGAUAUUUUGGAGAUUUGUGGAGAUCUGCAGCUGACUUUAGUGCAGGCUUAACAGGGAUUUGUGAUGUGUAAUUUGUAAGGGAAAGCAUGGCAAAUUGUUAAAAAGUAGAAUUGCUUUCAAAUACAGCAAAAUGGCUGACUAUAAACAUGAACAGCACUGUGAUUUUGCUAUUUCAAAUUAUCAUAAAACCCUUUAUACUAUGUUUAACUUUCUGUACAAUUCUUUAUUAUGCAAUAUGCAUGUUAUGUUGCCUAUCUCUAUAUAACCGUCUUGAAACUCUCAUCAGCCUUGCUGCAUGUUUAAACUAAUAAACUACUAACAAAUAAACAGCAUGUUAUAUCAAAAUA
Molecule: messenger RNA, 600 nt
Organism: Sinocyclocheilus grahami
Lineage: Eukaryota; Metazoa; Chordata; Actinopteri; Cypriniformes; Cyprinidae
Product: galectin-5-like
Exons: 2
Biological process (GO): negative regulation of CD4-positive, alpha-beta T cell proliferation; negative regulation of type II interferon production; positive regulation of gene expression
Cellular component (GO): nucleus; cytosol
Molecular function (GO): carbohydrate binding; galactoside binding
Source: RefSeq, a predicted model, not a curated record